CUUGCAUCUCUCUUGUCCUCUCCCCUCUUGCUUCUCGUCAAGACGCUUCUUUCUACAAGACGUCUUUAGGCAGGUAAAGAGCUUCUCGACACACACCCGAGCUCGCAAGCCCUAAAAGCACGUCGCUUCAAAACGACAGCACCCAACAAGCCGCACCCGACACUCCUCGCCGCACACGUUUGCUCCAUUCCACCACAACCACCAUGUCUAAGCGUCCAUCAGCCAAGCCCAAGAGUCCCGCUACUCCACCCCUGUCGGCUCUUGAGGAGAAGCGCAAGCAGCUGCAUCAGUACCAGGAUGACGAUGGACACUUCUCGCUCGUUAGGAACUUCCGCCUCGCCGACCUGAUCACGAUCAUGAACGGCGUGUGCGGCACGCUGUCUAUCCUCUUCUCAGCGCGCUACCUGAUCCUGUCGUCCAACCUGCCCGCGCCGCCCUCAGACCUGGCCGUGCAGUCGCUGUACCUGGCGCACCUGUUCCCCAUCCUCGGAUGUGGCUUCGACGCGCUGGACGGCACUGUCGCGCGCUGGAUGGGCGGCGGCUCGAUGCUGGGACAGGAGAUGGACUCGCUCGCCGACCUCGUGAGCUUUGGCGUCGCCCCCGCCACCCUGGCAUUCACUCUCGGCCUCCGCCGGCCCCUCGACGUGCUCGCGCUCCUGCUCUUCGUGUCGGCCGGCCUCGCCCGUCUCGCCCGCUUCAACGCCACGGUGGCGCUCAUCCCCGCCGACGCGUCCGGCAAGUCCAAGUACUUUGAGGGCCUGCCCAUCCCCUCCAGCCUGUUCCUCACCGCCUGGAUGGCCUUCUGGGUCCGCCAGGGCUGGUACGUCCUCGGCUCGGAGGGCGGCGACGUGCCCCUCGGCCUGCUGCAGGUCUUUGGCGAGUCGCGCUGGGGCCAGGUCCACGUCGUCUCAUUCGUGUUUGCCCUCUGGGCCGCGGCGAUGGUCAGCAAGACGCUGAGGGUUCCAAAGUUGUAGGGAACGAGGCGACGCACACGACGACGACGACAUAUACACACACACGCGUUAAUGAGUAGAUAGGACCGACCCUAUGUGAGCGGUGGGGCCUGUAGCAGUAUGGGAUUCAACAUCAUGUCG
Vanrija pseudolonga is the source of this 1094-nucleotide messenger RNA. RefSeq names its product CDP-diacylglycerol--serine O-phosphatidyltransferase (gene CHO1). Lineage: Eukaryota; Fungi; Basidiomycota; Tremellomycetes; Trichosporonales; Trichosporonaceae. Gene Ontology annotation, molecular function: phosphotransferase activity, for other substituted phosphate groups. The record is from RefSeq and is a predicted model, not a curated record. Bases 204 to 974 code for a protein of 256 amino acids. The transcript has 3 exons. Gene Ontology annotation, cellular component: membrane. Gene Ontology annotation, biological process: phospholipid biosynthetic process.